AUGCAUCUCCAUCACGCGCUCAGCAUUGUCGCAGCUGGCUUGAUUGGACAAACUUCGGCAGUUUAUAAUACCUCAUCGGAGCUGCCGCUGAACGGAUGGCACGCCUGCUCAGCCUACACCUUUGCCGGUGAAGGGCAAGAGGAAUACCGAGCCCAGUGCUUGACCGUUGGGGUCCCGUUGUGUUACACUGAUGUCUGUAAGCUCCUGCCGAAUGUGUACCCGACAAUCAACGUGUUCGUCAAGAUGCUGCCUGCCACGGGAGCCUACGCAGACCAUGCAACGAACGUGUGGAUGUUCGCAAGUGGAGCCUCCAGUGAAGCCGAAGCUUCGAUGGUGACGCUACACAAGCGCCUGAAUGGAUCAGUUAACGUGCUUACGAUGGACCUCCGCGGCACGGGACGCAGUUCGCGACUGGACUGCGUAUCAUCGCAAGCAAUGACGAGUGGAUCCCCCGUCUGGCGCCGACAUCGAUCUCACGGAAGUGGCUGCUUGUGCUCGGGAACUGCAGAACAAGUAUGGAGAUCUCGCUUCGUUCUCGGUCACAAGCGCAGCUAUGGAUGUUGCCACGCUCCUCCCCAUGCUCGCAAAUGGCGCGAGUAA
Messenger RNA from Peronospora matthiolae, 600 nucleotides. NCBI's taxonomy places the organism in Eukaryota, Oomycota, Peronosporomycetes, Peronosporales, Peronosporaceae. The record is from the annotation of a GenBank genome assembly.